Messenger RNA from Theobroma cacao (cacao), 411 nucleotides. RefSeq lists its product as uncharacterized. Lineage: Eukaryota; Viridiplantae; Streptophyta; Magnoliopsida; Malvales; Malvaceae. The record is from RefSeq and is a predicted model, not a curated record.
AUGGCAGAGAAGGAGGGAGGAAUCGUGAAGAAGGGCCAUGACGAGGGAAUGAAAAUGGCGACUGCUCUUCUCGAAGAGUUUGGGCUCCCAAAGGGACUUCUCCCUCUUGCAGAUGUGAUUGAAGUUGGUUUCGUAAGGAACACGGGCUUCAUGUGGAUUGUGCAAAAGAACAAGGUUGAACACAACUUCAAGCUGAUCAGCAAGCUGGUCAGCUAUGCCACCGAAAUCACUGGUUUCGUUGACAAGAAGCGGAUUAAGAAGCUCAAGGGAGUGAAGGCUAAGGAACUCAUGUUGUGGCCACCAGUAAAUGAGAUUGUAGCGGAUGACCCACCCACGGGAAAAAUUCACUUCAAGAGCCUUGCUGGUGUAACAAAGACCUUCCCCGCUGAGGCAUUUGAUGCUGGGCAGUAA